This is a messenger RNA of Staurois parvus, 346 nucleotides long. Lineage: Eukaryota; Metazoa; Chordata; Amphibia; Anura; Ranidae. The record is from the annotation of a GenBank genome assembly.
AUGGGGCCCCCGGGCAUUAGGGCAUAAUGGGGCCUGUGUCCUUGCCCAAACUAAAAAAAAGCCUAUGAAAAAGAAAAGCUUUUUACCAAACCAAAUUGAUCUCAGGUAAAACAGAGAUCAAUGGUGAUUUAAAAUGGCUCAGGAUGAAAGAGCCAAUGCUCACACCCAGGGGCGGACUGACAACUCAUGGGGCCUCCGGGCAAUAGGGGAUCAUGGGGAACCUGUGUCUAUGCCCAAACUCAAAAAAGCCUAUGAAAAAGGUACCAGGGGCAUCUCAUGGGCCCCCUACUGCCCCAGUCCUUCGGGCAGUGCCCGAGUUUCCAAAUGGUCAGUCUGCCCCUGCUCA